UGUGACUUGAUGCUUUUUAUAAACCACAGUGGGCAGUUGGUAAAGGCUGGAAAUGAUUAUGAGUAUUAUGGAGAAGAGGUCACUUCAAGAUAUGGAUUUGACAACGAUAGAUUUGGUCAUUUUGAUUUAUUAGAAGAAGUUCAAAAAUUAGGGUACACUAAAGGAGAGAAACUGUAUUAUAGGGCUUACAACAGUAGAAAGUAUGUUCACAUGCACAAUGAUGAGGGUGUCAUGGAAAUGCUUUCUAUGAUGGAACCUGGCAGGCAUUAUGUUCAAGUAUAUGUUGAUUCUAGUUCCACAAAUGAAAGUAGAGGUGAUGAUAAGCAAAAAGGCAUAGCAGAUGUGCAACAAGCUGCUGAUGAUAAUGUUUGUGAGGAUAGCACAGAUGAGGAGUAUAUUGUAGAAGAAUGUUCUGAAUCAGAUGGUGUCAGUUUAGAUGAAAUAGAAAGUUGUGAAUUAGAUGCACUUGGUCAACUUAGUGGAGAAGAAUUGGACCAGCUUAUUGAUAAUUUUCAUGAGGACAGCACAGAUGAGGAGUAUGUUCCAGAAGAAGAAAGUUCAGAAUCAGAUGGACUUAAUUCCGGUGAAUUAGGAACUGAUGAUGAAGAAUACUUUGAAGGAAGGAGAAAAAGAGUUGAAUCCAAAAAAGUUGCAGAUGAAGAAAAUGAAAAUUUCACAUUAUCUUCUGAAAAGGGGUGGGGUUCCACAAAUGAAAGUGAAUUCUUGUCUCUGAGGGAAGAUCAUUCUGAUUAUGCAGACUCAGCAGAAGAGUUUGUGUUGCUCCUAUCUUUUGAUGAUGAUAUUAUGCAUUUCAAUGUUGAACCAGUUGUUGAUGUUGUUAUGCCUUCUAAUGAUGAACAUGUUGAUGAUGUUGCUAUGCUUUCUAAUGAUGAGCAUGUUGAUGAUGUUGUUAUGCCUUCUAAUAACAAGGAACAAGCGUUGAACAUGUUACUCUGA
Messenger RNA from Striga asiatica, 957 nucleotides. Lineage: Eukaryota; Viridiplantae; Streptophyta; Magnoliopsida; Lamiales; Orobanchaceae. The record is from the annotation of a GenBank genome assembly.